Molecule: messenger RNA, 504 nt
Organism: Darwinula stevensoni
Lineage: Eukaryota; Metazoa; Arthropoda; Ostracoda; Podocopida; Darwinulidae
Source: the annotation of a GenBank genome assembly
AUGCUCUUGCAGGAAGCGAGAUAUGAGAUCAAAGACCCGAAGAUGCACACGAAGGGCGGGACACCGGAGAACACCGUGAACGAAGGUCGGACGAAGGAAAUGAUGAUGGGAGGACCCCCCGGGCACCCCGGGGUGGUUAUGGGAACACCACUAGAGACCAUGAGGCAAGGAACCCCCAGUUCCGGACUUGGGGAUGGAAGCCAGCUCCCCGAAGGGAUCGGGGAGACCGAAGGAAUCGGGGAGACCGAAGGAAUCGGGGAGACCGAAGGGAUCGGGGAGACCGUGGAAGGGGACCUGGAGGCCUGCAAUACUCAUUCUAUCCUAGGAACGGCUCAUCACGGUUUAACCUCUACCCUCAACCAAUUGUGCAUUCUCAACCCGAGUAACAUCGACAAAUAUUCCAGGAUCGCUUUCCCGGUCUGCUUCAUCUGCUUCAAUUUCAUGUACUGGAUCAUUUACUUGCACAUCAGUGACGAGAUCGCCGAUGAUUUGAUCCUCAUCUAA